This is a messenger RNA of Alnus glutinosa, 1271 nucleotides long. RefSeq lists its product as uncharacterized. Gene Ontology annotation, cellular component: cytoplasmic microtubule. Gene Ontology annotation, biological process: microtubule cytoskeleton organization. The coding region runs from base 158 to 1051 and encodes 297 amino acids. The record is from RefSeq and is a predicted model, not a curated record. Lineage: Eukaryota; Viridiplantae; Streptophyta; Magnoliopsida; Fagales; Betulaceae. Gene Ontology annotation, molecular function: microtubule binding. The transcript is spliced from 5 exons.
UUAAAACAAGAAAGUAAGAUAUUUUACGCUAGAGGUAGUUUGAUAUAUACUUUCCCUGUUUGAAUCAGAGCCCCACCCUGGGGAGCCCUUUAAAUCAAACUCGUCCUUCCUAUCAAUCCCCUGUAUUCUUUCUAUCGCUCAUUCGCUCUCUUUCAUAAUGGCGCUGAGACCCAUUGAUAAUGCUCUCCCAACAACACCAGAAAGACCCAAAAAGCAAGCAAAAGUCGUGGUUCCAAUCCAAAAACAUUCUGAUUCUUCUGUGACGGACGAAAACAAGGCACCAUUGCCACCAUCUGCAGAUGCCACCGUUGAUUAUGUUUUGUCUGAGAAUCUGAAGGCCAUACAAGAUCCUGAAUCCAAGAUCCAAAGCUUGAUUGAAGGGUUAGAUUCAAAGGAUUGGAUGAAAGUCUGUGAGUCACUGAAUAACGCCAGGCGGUUUGCACUUUAUCAUUCCACUCUCUUGCUUCCGCUUUUAGAAAAAGUAAUGUUGGUGCUGGUGAAGGCCAUGAAGAAUCCAAGAAGUGCUUUGUGCAAGACCUCUAUUAUGGCUUCAUCUGAUAUUUUUAAGGCCUUUGGUGACAAGUUGCUCGACUCCUUCCCCUCCGAUGCAUUUGACCCCUUGCUGCUGCAAUUGCUUCUGAAAGCGUCUCAAGACAAACGGUUUGUGUGUGAAGAAGCAGACAAGGCACUAAGCGCAAUGGUAGGGUCAAUGAAUCCUCUGCAUCUACUCAAUAAGCUCCGGGCAUAUGCCAGCCAUGCCAACCCUAGAAUCAGAGCCAAGGCUGUUGUUUCUAUCUCAAACUGUGUCUCAAAGAUGGGGCUGGAGGGAAUGAAAGAGUUUGGGUUGGUUGCAUUGGUUCAAAUGGCUGCAGAUUUGUUGAAUGAUAGACUGCCGGAGGCGAGAGAAGCUGCGAGAAGUGUUGUGAUUUCAGUAUAUGAGGCUUUUACUAAAAAUGAAGAGCAGAAGCAGGAGGCAUGGCAAAGCUUCUGCCAGUCUAAUUUACCGCCCGUUCAGGCUCAGUCCAUGGUCAAAAUUGUCCCUUCUCAAUAGGGCUUAGUGUGGCGGGCCGACGGCAGUAGAUGUAGUUUCUUCUUUCCCUCAUAAUGAAGGUGAAGAUGGGAACAUUUAUUUGAUGUAAAUGCUGGCUUUACAUGGUUCCUACAUGAGGAAAAUGUUGAGACGGAUAUUUAUUAUGUAGUUCUUGUUGCAUCCACGUAGUUCUUGGGAAGAUGCAGAAAGUAAGAAAAUAAAAUCUUGGAUCUUAUAUGAA